UCCAUCUGAAUUCUAUUUUCAACCUUUUUUACAUUGAUAGCCACCAAAUGGUGGGAAGAAGAAAGCCGCUAGUACUCACUUCCACCCAAACUCUCAUCAAAUCCCUCCUCACUUCCCCCGACCUUCCCCCACUCUCCGAUGAUCAUGACGUGUCUACUUCUACCAGCUUCCAGUUGCUUCCGCCGGGAAUCCUCCGCCUCUCCGUCAGCCGCAGCCCCAAAUUGGCCUCUCUGGACCACUCCGCUCUCGUCGGCCUCUCCACUUCUCUCCUCAAACGCCUCCGCAUCACCUCCGGCUCCCUGGUGCUUGUGAAGAAUAUGGAGACUAAUAUAGAAAGAAUUGCUCACGCCAUUGUUGUGGACCCGCCGGACCGCUCCGAAAACACUGAGCUAUCUGCUCCUCAGUCUUCCCACGCAAUGCUUCCUCUACCUUGUUGCAAUUUCCCUGAAAAUGGCCACUCGUUAGACCGAGAAGUUGCGUAUAUAUCGCCAAUGUUGGCGUUUAACAUUGACUUGCAUACAUUUUGCUUGAAGUCGCUUGUUCAUAGAGGGGAAGCGGCGCUGGCGUCUUAUUUUGGGGAUGGAGUGGAGGGGGGUGAUGGAGUGAGAGGGGGAGGUGUUGGGGGAUCUGUGAUUGGUGUACGGCCGCAUUUGGAGCUGCCGAGAUAUGCUUCGCACUUGAGGGCCUCGUUUGUGAAGAUACCGGAGUGUGGUAGUCUUGAUACGCUUAGAGGGAAUUCGGCUGUUGAACAUGAGGAUCGUCAGGAAAUGAUAGAUUUGGCACUACAUAGCUACUUUGAAGUUGAUAGGUACCUUGCGAGAGGUGAUGUUUUCAGUGUUUGUAUAAAGUGGAAUUGCAAGUCAAUGGUUUGCAUUCCUUGUGACCAAAGUUUGGAAAAUGGGGUUGAUGAUACUAUCUAUUUCAAGGUUGUUGCUAUGGAACCUUUGGAUGAAACAAUUCUGCGAGUUAACCGUUCUCAAACUGCCCUUGUGCUUGGAGGAAGUGUCUCCUCUGCUGUGCCCCCUGAUUUGUUGAUUGCUGAACACAGAGGUUUUGCACCUUUGCAAGGGGACACGGUGAAAAUAUUGGCCUCCAUACUUACGCCGCCUCUGUGCCCCUCAGCAUUAUCUUCAAAGUUCAGAGUUUCUGUUCUAUUGUAUGGACUGGCAGGAUGUGGGAAGAGAACGGUUGUUAGAUAUGUUGCUCGUCGAUUGGGCCUGCAUGUAGUGGAAUAUAGCUGUCAUAAUCUGACAACAUCAUCUGACAAAAAGAUGUCUGUUGCUUUAGCGCAAACCUUGAAUGCUGCUCAAAGAUACUCGCCAGCUAUACUUCUUCUCCGUCAUUUUGAUGUUUUCUGGAAUUUGCAAGAAGGUUCACCCAAUGAUCAAGUUGGCAUCACUUCUGAAGUUGCAUCACUUAUAAGGGAAUUCACUGAGCCAAUUUCUGAUUAUGGAAACAUUGAUUCUGAACGAAAACAAAAUGGACAAUUUGGAUCUGGGAAGAUAGGUAGGCAUCAAGUGUUGUUAAUUGCAUUUGCUGACAGUUCAGAAGGUCUACCACCAACUAUUAGACGUUGCUUUAGCCAUGAAAUUAGUAUGGGUCCAUUGACUGAAAAACAAAGGGUUGAAAUGGUCUCGCAGUCCUUGCAGAAGGCUUCUGAACUCCUUUCUAAUCCCAAUACGAAGGAUCUUAUAGAGGAUCUAGUUGCACAGACAUCUGGUUUCAUGCCUAGAGAUAUCUGUGCGUUGGUUGCUGAUGCUGGUGCAAACUUGAUUCCCAAAGGCAAUGCUCAGAUUGACACAGUGAAAUCUGAAGAAUCAGAUGCUUCUCUCACAGUUGCUUCAGAGGAUAGUAAGUCCUCUGAAGUUGCAUCUCCAAUUAUGGGGAAAGAAAGCUUGACAAAAGCAUUGGAAAGAUCAAAGAAGAGAAAUGCAUCAGCCCUCGGUACUCCGAAGGUUCCUAAUGUCAAAUGGGAAGAUGUUGGUGGUCUUGAAGAUGUGAAGAAAUCAAUCCUGGAUACUGUUCAGUUACCACUUCUUCACAAGGACUUGUUUUCAUCUGGCUUACGAAAGCGUUCUGGUGUUCUUCUAUAUGGUCCGCCUGGAACGGGGAAAACUCUGCUAGCAAAAGCUGUUGCAACUGAGUGCUCCCUGAAUUUUCUCAGUGUAAAAGGACCUGAACUAAUUAACAUGUACAUAGGAGAAUCAGAAAAGAAUAUCAGAGACAUUUUCCAAAAGGCUAGAUCAGCACGCCCAUGUGUUAUAUUUUUUGAUGAACUUGAUUCCCUUGCUCCAGCCCGAGGUGCAUCUGGGGAUUCUGGGGGUGUUAUGGACCGAGUGGUUUCUCAGAUGCUUGCAGAGAUUGAUGGCCUAAAUGAUUCGACUCAGGACUUGUUUAUAAUUGGAGCAAGUAACAGACCAGAUUUAAUUGACCCAGCACUUCUGCGGCCUGGCAGAUUUGAUAAGUUGCUUUAUGUUGGGGUUGUCUCUGAUCCAUCUUACAGAGAACGGGUUCUCAAAGCUCUUACCCGGAAAUUUAAGUUGCAUGAAGAUGUUUCACUUUACUCAAUAGCGAAAAAAUGUCCCCCAACCUUCACUGGUGCAGACAUGUAUGCCUUGUGUGCUGAUGCUUGGUUUAGUGCAGCUAAGCGUAAGGUCAUGGGUUCUGGUUCAGAUCCUUCUUCCAUAGACGACCAUCCUGACUCUGUUAUUGUCAAAUAUGAUGAUUUUGUCAAGGUCUUAAGGGAGCUAUCUCCCUCACUGUCCACGGCUGAGCUUAGGAAGUAUGAGUUGCUGCGAGACCAGUUUGAAGGAUCAUCCAAGUAAUUUCUGCUCAAUGUUAGGAAGGCAAGUUACAGAUCACUAUUCUAAAAAAAUAACAAAUACAGAUCACUUUACUACAGUAGACUGCCAGUGAGGUUGUUUAUAGUACCAUCAAGAGAAAGGAGAUGGUAAUAAUCAUAAAAAUGAGAGAGAAAAAUCAAAUUACAAUAGAAGAAAAAGAUAGCGACUUGAUCUUCCAAUCACUCGUACCACAAUUCGUUCAAAGAUUCAGGGGUCACUUUUAGAAUAAAAAAUCUCCAUUUUGAUUCUAUUCGGACUUGAAACUUCAAUCUUAUUGAAUCAUACCAUAUGAUUUUCAUUUCUGAGAUGUACAUAUAACAUAAUGACUCUAACCUUCUUGUUACAAUUUGAUAUUUUGAUUCAUUAAACGGUUAAGCAUCCAAGGAUUGAUUGAUUCCUUCCAUUUUAUCA
Argentina anserina (silverweed cinquefoil) is the source of this 3254-nucleotide messenger RNA. Its product is annotated as peroxisome biogenesis protein 6. Gene Ontology annotation, biological process: protein import into peroxisome matrix. The record is from RefSeq and is a predicted model, not a curated record. Bases 48 to 2825 code for a protein of 925 amino acids. Gene Ontology annotation, cellular component: cytosol; peroxisomal membrane. NCBI's taxonomy places the organism in Eukaryota, Viridiplantae, Streptophyta, Magnoliopsida, Rosales, Rosaceae. The transcript has 16 exons. Gene Ontology annotation, molecular function: ATP binding; ATP hydrolysis activity.